AGGGUUUGCAAAUAAUCCCAGAAUUUGAGUGUUGCAAUUCUGUAUGUACAACUGAAAAAUACAAAAUGCUCCAAGGGCUGCUAGCGGUUUCCACUUCUUGAUCUCACAAGACUUACAGCUGCAACAAGGGUGUUAUCACAAGAGCAAAGUGGGAGGGAAGGAUUCCAGUCUUUCUAACCAGACUUUAUGAGUAACAGACCAGCUUCACGCAAGCAGCUCAGUGGAAAACAUCCAGUGUUACUUGGACUGGUCACACCAAGGCCUCCCUCUCCUCUGUUGGAACUUGUCAAGAAAACACUGCCUGCAGCACCAUGUUGCAGACAGUCAGUGAGUGGCUGUGGUGGGAACGUUUGUGGCUGCCAGUAAAUGUCUCCUGGUCAGAUCUUUUGGACAAAGAAGAUCGCGUCUACGCUAAAGCCUCUCAACUUUAUGCCGCACUUCCCUGCGCCCUCUGCCUACUUCUAGUCCGAUACCUCUUUGAAAGAUACGUGGCCACCCUGCUGGCUAAUGCUUGGGGGAUCAAGGACAGGGUACGCCUCUCAGCCGAACACAACCCUGUCCUAGAAAAGUACUUCUGCAGCCAAACAAGGAAUCCAGCACAGGCUGAUGUGAGCUCUUUGUGUAAGAAGACAGGAUGGACAGAAAGGAGAGUCGAAGUGUGGUUUAGGAGAAGGAGGAACCAAGAACGACCAGGGCUUCGGAAGAGAUUCUUUGAAGCCAGCUGGAGAUGUGUUUUUUAUUUUUUUGCAUUUUUUGGUGGAAUUUUGGCCCUUUAUGAUAAACCUUGGUUUUAUAAUCUGAAGGAGGUUUGGGCAGGAUUUCCUAAACAGUCUGUGCUGCCGUCACAGUACUGGUACUACAUUUUGGAAAUGGGCUUCUACCUUUCUCUUCUACUCAGCCUUACAUUUGAUGUGAAGCGGAAAGACUUCAAAGAGCAGGUGAUUCAUCAUAUAGCCACACUGACUCUUCUAAGUUUCUCCUGGAUUUCAAACUAUAUUCGUAUUGGAACCCUUGUGAUGGCGGUUCAUGACGCUUCUGACAUACUGCUUGAGGGUGCAAAGGUAUUUAACUACGGCAAGUGGCACCAGACUUCUAACUCCAUGUUUGUGGUUUUUACGGCUGUCUUUAUGGUGACAAGACUUGUUAUUUUUCCUUUCUGGCUUAUUCAUUGUACAUGGGUGUACCCACUGGAACGGUUUCCCCCCUUCUUUGGCUACUAUUUCUUCAAUGCCAUGUUGUUAGUUCUACAGAUUCUCCAUAUCUACUGGGCGUUUCUUAUAUCACGAAUGGUUUAUAAGUUUCUCUUCAGUAAGCUGGAAGGCGAUGACCGGAGUGAUGAAGACGAGGAUGAUAGUGACAUGCCUAAGGAAAAAAACCACAAGCUUAGUCACAGAAAUGGCUCUGGUAUCAGAGGUCGGGCUAAUGGUCACUGACACAAGCAUAUGGAAAGAGGGAACAUGACCAUUAAACACAUGGAUCUUGUUCCAUCUGGAGAGAGGCUAUUUAAAUAUAAUUGUGUGUAAAUUAGUAUAUGUAAAGAUUACAGUGUAUUGCAAGUAGAACAACAGCAAAGGAAUUUAAAUAACAUAAUCCUACAUCACCUGUAAUUAAAAUCAAUAACUAAUGAAA
Molecule: messenger RNA, 1629 nt
Organism: Melanotaenia boesemani (Boeseman's rainbowfish)
Lineage: Eukaryota; Metazoa; Chordata; Actinopteri; Atheriniformes; Melanotaeniidae
Gene: cers3b
Product: ceramide synthase 3b
Exons: 13
Coding region: 312-1433 (373 amino acids)
Biological process (GO): ceramide biosynthetic process
Cellular component (GO): membrane
Molecular function (GO): sphingosine N-acyltransferase activity; DNA binding
Source: RefSeq, a predicted model, not a curated record